Molecule: messenger RNA, 1701 nt
Organism: Ilyonectria robusta
Lineage: Eukaryota; Fungi; Ascomycota; Sordariomycetes; Hypocreales; Nectriaceae
Exons: 5
Coding region: 1-1701 (566 amino acids)
Source: RefSeq, a predicted model, not a curated record
AUGUCUGGCCCUCCGUCACGCAUCCGCUCCAUCCUCAAUCACCUGCGCCCCCAUCCGCAGACCCCCCCAAACUUCCACACCCUCUCGCCGACUCUCUUCCUUGAGCGCGCCGCCUCCAUCGAGCCCAAUGCCGAAGCCAUCUUCCACAUCACCGUCAACGGCGCCAUCCUGCGUCGCUCCUACGCCGAGUUUGCCGAUCGCGCCCGCGGCCUCGCCUACUACCUCCUCAAGCAUGGCUACCGCCGCAUAGGCAUCCUCGCUCCCAACACUCCCGCCUUCCUCGAGUCCAUCUACGGCAUUGUCGCUGCCGGCGGAGUCGUUGUUCCAGUCAACUACCGCCUCAAGCAGGAUGACAUCGACUACAUCUUGGACUAUGCUGAGGUGGACUGCAUCAUUGUUGAUAACGAGUUUGUCGGCUUGCUCGAUCAGUACCGAGAGAAACACGCCAGUGUGCCGUUUAUUGUCGAUCUUGACACGGAUGCGACUGAAGGACAACUCUGUGGUCCCUUUGACGAGGCCGUCUUGGAAGGCUUGAACCAUGAUCACGACCAGGGUGGUCAAGGCUGGGCUGGUCUCCAUUCCCAGGCCAGAAGCGAGGACGACAUGCUCGCCAUCCCAUUCACCUCUGGCACCACGUCGCGACCCAAGGGUUGCGUCUACACCCACAGAGGUGCUUAUCUGGCUGCCAUGGCCAACAUCAUCGAGUCAGGGCUAAACACUGGCCACUGCAAAUACCUGUGGACUCUUCCCAUGUUCCAUGCCAUGGGAUGGACAUUCCCCUGGUCCAUUGUGGCUGUGCGCGGCGUCAACGUCUGUCUAAGAAAGAUCGAGUACCCCCUCAUCUGGAAGCUCCUCAAGGAGGAGGGAAUCACUCACUUCAACGCCGCUCCCACAGUUAACACCUUGCUGGUUGCUGCCAAGGAGGCUGAGCGACUCCCCCAGCAAGUAAUGGUGACUGUUGCCGCAAGCCCUCCAAGCGGCCAUCUCUUUGAGCAAAUGACAAAACUCAACCUCAUCCCCGUCCACGUAUAUGGAAUGACAGAAACCUACGGCCCCAUCACCAAGUGCUAUACUCUACCCGAGUGGGAUAACCUCCCCCCGCAGGAAAAGUACGCCAAGAUGGCCCGUCAAGGCCACGGCUUCAUCACCAGCCUCCCCAUCCGCAUCAUCAAGCCCGAUCAGCCCCAGGGUGUCCUCAUCGAUGUCGCCAAAGAUGGCAAGGAGAUUGGUGAGAUCGUCUUCCUCGGCAACAUCUGCGCCAAGGAGUAUUACAAGGACCCUGCCGCCACGAGCCAGCUCUUCGCCGGCGGCGUCCUCCACUCGGGUGAUCUCGCCGUCUGGCAUCCUGACGGCAGCGCACAGAUCCUCGACCGCGCAAAGGACAUCAUCAUCUCGGGGGGUGAAAAUAUCUCGUCCGUCGCCCUCGAGAGCAUGCUCGUGAAGCACCCCGACAUUCUCGAGGCUGGUGUUGUCGCAGUGCCAGACUCGCACUGGGGCGAGCGGCCCAAGGCAUAUGUCACCAUCAAGGAGGGCAAGACGGUUGCCGGCGGCGACGUGAUAACCUGGGCCAAGCACCAAAGCGACAUCAGCAGGUUCAUGGUUCCCCGAGAGGUCGAGGUGGUGGACGAUCUGCCCAAGACCAGCACAGGCAAGAUCCGGAAGAAUGUGCUACGGGAGUGGGCCAAGCACGGCAGGAAAUAG